Messenger RNA from Penicillium cosmopolitanum, 837 nucleotides. RefSeq lists its product as uncharacterized. Lineage: Eukaryota; Fungi; Ascomycota; Eurotiomycetes; Eurotiales; Aspergillaceae. The coding region runs from base 1 to 837 and encodes 278 amino acids. The transcript has a single exon. The record is from RefSeq and is a predicted model, not a curated record.
AUGCCGCCCAAAUACCAGUUGAUCGACCCUUCUAGCAAAGACCAACAGCAAGAGCUGCAAAUCCGAGAGCUGUUAAAUAUGACGGAUAAUACUUUCUUCCAACUACACCAAGCAAAGCAACUUCGGAACUCGAAAUCGGAUCUUCUGGGAGAGAUCGAGCAUCAAUGGAUCAACUCCACUAUAAAUGACGCGUUGCAAUCAGGUCAAAGUUUGGUAAAACUCCUAGAGCCGCAUCGCCUGGAUAUGGUGAAGCGCAAGGGCAAGAUUACCUCCUCAAACAAGAAACGCUGGAAGAAUGAGGAUUGUCUAAAAGCCUACGAGAAGCAAUCUAAUUUGAUCUUGCACCAAGAGAGGCUUGAUAAAGUCUUCACCCACCUAAAGAACCUCGCUCCUCCCCAGGAGGAGAUUUCUAAAUCUGGUCCCGAUUCCAAUGAAUCCCACACCCAGUUCUUCUCAGAGCUAGAGGCUGCCAGGAAACCUACUCCUGAACUUGCAGGCGAUAUCGAGCGAACACCAGGCCUCAUCGAACCCCAAGCCCCAAUCGAGCUUCCUUCCGAUUCAGUGCCCCAAACUAUAAUCGCCGAGUUGCCUGGUGAUGCGACAUCAUUAAAACCCAAGUCCGCGAAGCCAGUCCCGAAAAUCAUCAUCACUCGAACUCCGGAGAAUAUAUCUGUUGAGUAUAUUGGAAGUCCGGCGACCCCUGACCAACCACGCCAUGAAAAUGACGAAAUGAAUCAAAUCCUCGGAUGGAAACAAACACGCAACGAUGUGCGGCUACAUCAGUCAGCUUCGCUAUCGAACAUCAUUGCUGAGAUGGAUAAUGCCCGCAUAAAUUAA